AUGUUAGAGUUCUUAUGGGGCGUCGUUGUUGGCGCAGUUUUAAUACUUUUCGUCAUUUAUGUGUUGCUAUUCAAUCCUUUUGGUGAAAUUUCUCCACAUGGUGUAUUUGUUGACCAGUUUCAGCCACUUCGCAUUCCUGAGGAACUAAGGCAGUUUCUGAAGGAAGGAGAUAAUGAAGGCCGAGUUUUUCAGUGGGAAUCAUGUUUCAAUCUGAGUCUUAUUCUUCAUUUUCUGUUUCAAGAACACAAAGAUACUCGUCGAUUACGGAGAUGGAUCCACAAAAAGAUGCAGUUGGAACUUAGUGAUCUAACCACUCGAAAUACUGCUGGCCGUCUCAUACAGGACAUUCGUAUUAGAGACCUAUCGAUUGGCUCCCAAUCUCCAGUGAUCAAAUCAAUACGUGUGGAGGACUAUGAGCUCCUACAAGAUGAGAAUUUCAAAACACUAAAACUGCUUGUUGAUAUAGAUUACAGCGGAGGUUUUCAAUGUUCUGUUGAUGUUAUUAUGCUGUUUGGGCGAUUUACACAGCUGUCGAUUAAGCUUACUCGUCUUUCUGGCAAAAUCCGAUUGAAACUGACUCGCGAGCCUUUUACUCAUUGGGUCUUUGCAUUCGUUGAUAUGCCGACGCUUGAAUUCCAAAUUGACUCACAGUGGCAAGGCAAACAAGUGAAACAUCUUAUACCUUUCAUAACACAGAAAUUUAGACGUAUGAUUCAACGCAAGCAUGUCUGGCCAAACUACAAGAUUCGAUAUCGUCCUCUCUUUCCUAAUCCCUUAUAUCAACCUUCCCCAUCUAUAAGUGCUUUCGAGUAUAUUAAAACAACGGGUUUAUUGGAAGUUACGGUUUUACGAUGUACGAGAUUGAAUACUGCAUUGGUCAGCGAUGAAAACUCCGAGGUCUUUUGUGUUGUAUCUGUAGAUCGUCGACCGAUAAUGCAGGAUGCAGGCAGAAAUUCAACACGAUGCAUCACCGUAUUAUUAAAUUUUAGUCGGCACAGUAUCAGUGAAUCAAUUGGAUUGACAUUUUCCAAACUCAUUUCCAACGCAGGAGUUAGAUCCGUGCAAGUUUCAACUGUGGAAAGCUUUUCUUCUGCUGAAAGAUGUGGUUUUAAAGCAGGUGAUGUGGUCCUUGCUGUAAAUAACGUUCCUAUUACGAGUGAACGUCAGCUGAACAAGCUACUUUCCGGUACUUCGAGUGAACUAAAUGUUCUAGUUGAUCGAAUGAUUUAUGAAAAAGGCAACACGUCACUCAGUACGUUAAAUAAUGACGGAGAUGACUCAGCUUCUCUUGGUGAUUUCGACGAGAUCAGUGUCUCUGAAAUCUUUGAAAAUGUGGAAAAUAGAAGUAGGCAAGUGAAAGUGUUAGAGAAAGAUAGCCGGCGACGUAGUCGGAGUGCAACAGCAGUCAGCUCAAAUAUAACUUCAAACGACUUUGCAGUCAACGUUUUAAAAAUUAAGAGAAUGUUCGCUUUAUACACAGAUGGCAAGUUUGUCGACUUUUCUAAAGUAUCGAAACCUUCUGAUCUGAUGAAGAUGGCAGAGACUGAAACUGACCGUGACUGUGUUGUAAGGAAACGUGCCCGUUUUAGGCGUGCAAGAUCUGAAGCUGAAAUAACAGAAACUGAUUAUCCUGACAGAGAAAAGCUGAAGCCAUUAUCCACCUCCAGUCUUGAAAACUUGUCUUACUAUGCACAUAAGGGUGCUAAAACAACGCUGGCGAAUAUGACGGAAGAUUGCGUUAUGAUAAGCAAAGAGAAAGAUGGUAGUGUUGGCAGUUUGAAUGCUGAUAUUUCUGCUGAAAAUAGCGCAAAAGAUUUUCAGCGAAGUCCUUCUCGACGAAAACGAUUUCAGGCUCGCGUAGCAGAAAUGGCGGCAGCAGGGAAAGCUAGAAUGUCUGACUUUUGGUAUCGACAUAAGGAUGGUGGUUCUGGUGCUGAAGGUGUAGUGGAUGAUGCAUUAUUAUCACAGCAUGGUAUUGGCAUGAUGCUUCCACGUACUUCACCGCCCAUAUCAGGUUUAGAGAGGAGAAAAAGAAGUCCUCUCCUUAAAAAAAAAAGGUCAAUUCCCACGCAAAAUAACGGACGUGGUGAUGCUUGUGAUUUUGGAGGAACUCCAAAAACACUAACUACAAAAUCACUUGAGACGAGCGAAGAUGUCCUUUGGAACCAGUCUCUGCAUUUUGAACUCAAUGAGGAUACCUGCAAAUAUUUAAACGUGAUUGUGCGAGCAAAACCAUUGACUAUUAAAACAACAAAUGUCACCAUUUCACAAGACAGUCAAGUUGAAAAGGACAGUUCUCAAAUGCUGGGAUAUGCAAGUAUUUACAUACCGCAGGUAUUAGACGACUGUCAGUUAACUCUGUCCAAUAGUCAUCAAGAAUUGUUCAUUUUGCAACCGCCACUUUGGACUGCAGCAAGACGGCCAUUAACACGAAAAGCUGCUGAAGAAAGUCGUCGAGCUGGUUUUGAUGAGCGCCUCUGUUAUGGGGACAUUGUCCUGGGCUUUCGUUAUUUCCCUUCAGGCCUUCCAGCAGAUGUUCAGAACAGAUCGAAUGUGGAGAACGCUGGAUGUGUCACACAAACUAGUAGAAGGGAUAGUUCUGAAACAUCAUCGGAAACUAGGCACAAUUUCGAAACAAUAUUGUUGAGAGGUACAACUAUCUGUUCAGUUUGUCAAGGAAAAGUUUGGCUAAAAAUGGCUUCGCACUGUACAGGCUGUUUGCUAAUAUGUCAUAACAAAUGCUUACCUAAGGUUGAGACUUCCUGUUCUCAGCAUCCUCCCAUCGACGAUUCAGUAUAUGAGUACAUGCUUUUAUUAAAAUAUUUGAUAGAAUCUGAAGAGCGACUACUGUCUCGGCGUCGUCGUAUUGCAGUUAAAGUAUCUGAAAGGCUUAGUUCUACAUGGAAAAGUGUCGGACGUAAGAGAGCAUCUUUUCAUCCAUUAAAGGAAACGGAUGGAACGAUUGAGCAGAAAAUCCCAAUUAUUCAAAUCGGGACCGAUGAGGUAGUACCAGUUGAGAGAGCAAUACCGGACGUCUUUUCGAUGUUGAAACUUUCGGAAAAUUUAUAUCAAAUGAUGUACCAGCCAGGUAAUGCAUAUAAUGAACAGAUCAUAAAUGCUGCUAAGGUAGCUGGUAAACACAUGUUCUCUAAUCUGGACCCUAUCAAAAGGAAAGCGAAAAUAAAUGAAGAUAUGGAAAAAAUUCGAAGUAUUAUCCACCAGACAACUAUUGAACGCUUGAAUGUAAUGAAAAAUAUGAAAGACAUCCAAAGCUCUGGUUCUCUCAAUUUUGCAGUGUUGGAGGACAGGCUGCAAGCCCUUGCGGUCCUCAUGCUACAUUACUGUGCAGCUUUACAGAAUUGUAUUGAUCUAGAAGAGAGCUGUGAGUGUCAGUAUCAAAGUAAAGAUAUAAUCGUUGCUGCACAAGAUAGUCGAAACACCAAUUCUAUCCCCAGAAGUGAGGAAUCAGGAGGCGUUUCCGGCGAAUUUGUCGCUGAUUCCUGUAGUAAAUUCUAG
Molecule: messenger RNA, 3516 nt
Organism: Cercopithifilaria johnstoni
Lineage: Eukaryota; Metazoa; Nematoda; Chromadorea; Rhabditida; Onchocercidae
Source: the annotation of a GenBank genome assembly